GCAACCCUGCUGUGGGAGACGGGGUGCUCGCAAGAACGCUUCGUGCAGUUGGCGACGCUCGUGGCCGUCGCCUACCAGACGCACAGCAUGCUUCGGCAUCGCCGCGGGGACCCGCUUCAGGCCUGGCAGCGACACGUCCAGGUGUUGCGGGAGAUGCGCGUGCAGACGGUGGCGAGCGUACGAUGA
This is a messenger RNA of Prorocentrum cordatum, 186 nucleotides long. Lineage: Eukaryota; Dinophyceae; Prorocentrales; Prorocentraceae. The record is from the annotation of a GenBank genome assembly.